Molecule: messenger RNA, 429 nt
Organism: Opisthorchis viverrini
Lineage: Eukaryota; Metazoa; Platyhelminthes; Trematoda; Opisthorchiida; Opisthorchiidae
Exons: 2
Coding region: 1-429 (142 amino acids)
Molecular function (GO): protein binding
Source: RefSeq, a predicted model, not a curated record
AUGGCAAAACACAUAUCGAAAACACUUAUUUAUGAACUCACCGAUGUAGCGCUUCCCGUCUUCUACAUCAUAGUUCCCGAACCCCCAGAACAAGUGAGUACGUACCCAGACCCUGGGGCCCGCCAAAUAUUCGUCACAUGGAAGAGCACAUCUUACUGUGCCGCAACCAAAUUUACCCUGGCUGUGUACAAUCAGAACGGUCAAAAUGUCAUCCCGAACACUGAAACUACGGUGCAUCAAGCCACACUGACGAACGUCCCGACAUGUAUGCGUCUGCUUGUAGGCGUGCGUGGACAUAAUUCCCUUGGGAUCGGGCGGGAGACCUUGGAGGAAGUUGCAGUUUCCGGAGGUUGGAAAUGUCCCACCUCGUCCACUUCUAAUAGCGCAACCUGUACAUACGACCACCGCCAUGAACUAAGUUUCCUUUAA